Molecule: messenger RNA, 743 nt
Organism: Lentinula edodes (shiitake mushroom)
Lineage: Eukaryota; Fungi; Basidiomycota; Agaricomycetes; Agaricales; Omphalotaceae
Exons: 4
Coding region: 112-666 (184 amino acids)
Source: RefSeq, a predicted model, not a curated record
CGUAUCAUUACGCCGAUUUGAUCCGCAACGACAAAUUUCGGAGGGAAGUAGAUUUGCUGGUCAUAUCUACACUUCGUUCUCAACUUGAAUUGCACUGAGUCUUUGCCAAUAAUGCUUUCAUUCUACCACUUGCGUUCGCUUCCCCUACUCUCCCUAUUGGUUAUGUUUCUGGGCGCAACAGCUGCCCCAUUCAACGCCACCGUUGAUAUAGCAAAAGACCUUCAAAGGAGAAAAAGUUCUGUCAAUGGGAUAGGGGUGACUUUCAAACGUGUAGCCAACGCGGAAUCCAACACUCCAGAAUUACUCCGUCACGCAAAGGAUAUAUAUGUGUCUGAAACAUGGACUCUUGUCAUUGGAAGGGACAAUGCUUACAGAGCUAUCCCAGAUCCGAACAAACCAGGUCAUUACAAAGGUCACAGAUUCCAAGAAAGAUAUGCAGGAAAGAUCAUAACGCUCGUCAACUUUGGUACCGUGGAGAGGCAGACGGAGGCCUACAAGGCCUUGGCAGAUCUCCCUGCAGUGACGAACUUGUUAUAUCUUAAUGAGAUAUUCAAUUACCUGCUUCAAAUGGGUGCAAUCCACGAGAUACCUGCUAUCUGGACUUCGCAUUAUGCUCAAAUGUUGGAUCUGCGGGGGGAUGCGCUAGGUCACCAACUUAAUUACUGAGUAGCCUGCGAUCCCAAACUCAUUGUACGAGACCAUUUACAUACACCUGUGGUCCGUAUUUUUAUUCACGAACGCGG